Molecule: messenger RNA, 1143 nt
Organism: Acyrthosiphon pisum (pea aphid)
Lineage: Eukaryota; Metazoa; Arthropoda; Insecta; Hemiptera; Aphididae
Exons: 2
Coding region: 1-1143 (380 amino acids)
Source: RefSeq, a predicted model, not a curated record
AUGGUAAACAAACGCCUCAUUUGGCACUUGGAGACAUCAAAUUUUUUUACCGAAGAACAAUGCGGUUUCCGCCAAAAUCACUCAACAAUAGAUACUCUCUUAAAACUACAUACUGACAUAACAAAUGCAAAAUGCAGCAAACAGCAUCUUUGCCUAAUCGCCCUGGACAUUGAAAAAGCAUACGACAUGGCAUGGCGCAACAGAAUUCUCAAAAUAAUCCAAAGGGCAAAUAUAAAUGAUAAAAUGUUCCUCUUUCUGAAAAACUUUCUAAAUGACCGCACAAUACAGAUCAAAGCACUCAAUGAAAUAUCUAACAUAUAUACAACGGAAAACGUGAAUAAUACACUCAGUUCUAUUAUCGAUCCUCUUAAUAAAAUACGAGACAAUAUCGGUAACCCCCGCACGCAUUCAUCGGUGCACCCGCCCCCAUCACCACCACCACACGUAUCACCGAUCACCACACCGCCGUCCGCAGCAUCAACGACGUCGCGUCAGUCAACACAACGAUCGUUGCCGGAUUUCUAUAAAAAACAUUCCACAGCCUUAUCAUCAUCAUCAUCAUCAUCACCAUCGUCGCUUACGGUGCAAUACGAUUUGAAUGAACUAUACGAACAGUGGCCUACAGUUGAAUUAGAUAAAGUAUACGCACCUAAAAAAUUAAGAACUGGCGAAUAUGUUUUGGGUAACAAAGAAAUUAAAUUUAUUGAUAAUGAAAUGCAUAUCGAAGAUGAUGCCGGUUUUUAUCCCAUAACGCCCGGACUUAUCGAGUUAUUAUUCGCCAAGUCCCCAGCGACUGAAAAAUAUACGCAUGAGGAUUUAAGUGCAUAUAAACGUAUUUUAAUUCUGACAUCGGCACACAUGACAGCAGAUGGUACGCGUAUCCGCAGUUCCAUAGGGGCGAAAUAUAUGAAAGUAAUUUCAAAACUGUUCGAGGCCAAGGACAAAAAGUCCGGUAGUGGUAUAAAUAUACGAUUACAGAAACAUAAUAUUGUAUAUUGGAACGAUCCUAAUGAGCUGGUCGAUAGAUUACGAUUAUUGUAUUCGUCUCUCGCGGCCGGUAAUACGGGUGUUCGUAACGAGAUAAUCUCGAUUUGUGAAGAAUUGGUCGAGGCUGGUAUAUUGAAAAAAAUUCCGAAUGUCUAA